This is a messenger RNA of Planococcus citri (citrus mealybug), 1070 nucleotides long. RefSeq names its product NADH dehydrogenase (ubiquinone) complex I, assembly factor 6 homolog sicily (gene sicily). Lineage: Eukaryota; Metazoa; Arthropoda; Insecta; Hemiptera; Pseudococcidae. Gene Ontology annotation, cellular component: mitochondrion. Gene Ontology annotation, biological process: biosynthetic process; mitochondrial respiratory chain complex I assembly. The transcript is spliced from 5 exons. The record is from RefSeq and is a predicted model, not a curated record. The coding region runs from base 117 to 1043 and encodes 308 amino acids.
AUUGCCGGAAAAUUUUUGUUAUCACUUUUUACAUUUUUCGAUUUUUUUGGAGACUUUUCAAAAUUUCCUUCAUUUAUUUAAACUAAAUAGUAUUAUUAUUUAAUAAAUUCAGCACGAUGGUAUCCUUUUUAUUACGUAAUGUCAACUUCGUAAAAGCCAAAAGUUUAUAUAAAUCAGAGUCCUUCAACAUUCGGCGUGUAAACACAAAAACCUCUAGUCUAGAUUACUGUUUGAAUUUAGUGAAUAAAUGCGACUACGAAAACUUCCUGUGUACUUUAUUGCUGCCAAACCAUCUGAUAUCAGCAGGAAUAGCAUUACGAGCAUUCAACGUAGAAAUCGCUAAGGUUCAAGAUCACGUAUCUGAAAAUGUCAUAGGUCUCAUGAGGUUUCAAUUUUGGGACGAUACCAUUGAUAAAAUGUUCGCUGGUAAAAUUCCAGAGCAUCCCGUUUGCAUCGAAUUGUCAAAAGUAAUAGGUAAUAGCAAUUUAUCGAAGUUGUAUUUAAAACGAUUAAUAGAUGCUAGACGAAAUCAGCUGUCGUCAUUCCGUUUCUCAAGUAUGAAAAAGGUUGAAGAAUAUGCCGAUUUAGCCAAUUCUCCUAUAUAUCUCCUGUUAUUAGAAUUAGCAGAUAUCAAAAAAGUCGACGCAGACCACGCCGCGUCACAUUUAGGUAGAGCUCAAGGCAUAGCUAAUUUAUUACGAAGUACGAUGUAUAAUUCUCAAAAAAAUAUUGUUUCGAUACCUGAAGACAUGUUAGUUAAAUAUAAAGUUUCCGAGGAAGAUAUUUUAAGGAACAAGAUGGAUACAAAUAUCAAAGAUAUGUUCUUCGACAUUGCCACCGAAGCUCACUUGCACAUAGAAUCUGUCGAAAAAAUUCAAAAAGAUCUAGAUAAAGCAUGUCGACGAAUUCUUCUACCAUCGGUUGCUGUAAAAAGUUACUUGAAACGAUUAGAAUCUGUUGAUUUCAACGUGUACCAUCCGAAAUUGCAAAGAAAAAAUGAACUUUUAUCGUUACGAUUGUACUGGAGAAAGUUGUUUUUAUAGUAAAUAAUGAAAAAAUGCAAUAUAUUA